CCAUUCGAUCAACACUUUAAAUGCUUGCUCGUGUGUGGAGGCCGAAGCAAAUCUCCGACCCCACUGGAAGACACCGAUUCACGAAGUCCACAGUUACCGACAAAUGGGAUCCAAAUCCAUCCAGCGGGCUUGACCUGAUAUCCCAUUGACAUGAUUGACAACUUUUCAUCGAGGCCUACAGCCUACAGCCCGACACAAAAGAUUUCAUGAAAGCCUAACAGUCUCUUGACGCCUACAAGUACUAUUGGUGAUGUCUAUGCCUCGCUCUUCCUCCGUGUCCUCCAUCUCUCUGCUUGAGAUUAAAUCUGAGAGCCGUCUUGUCCUCCAAGCCUUCCUCCAUCAAACUCUGUCUGUCCCGUUUGUCGAGCGGAUGGGCAGAGUCGGGGGUGCCUACAGGGAUCACAACAAGUACAGUGCUACGGCAGAAACGAAAGUAAAAGAUGGGUGGGAUUCUCAGGCCGAAGAUGAAAGCUCAGCAGACGAGAAGAAGAUGGGAUUUAAGGACUUCCUAAAGCACCUGCCACGGCGAAAUACUGCGCGCUCUUCUGUGAAAGAUGGGAAAGGUUCUUUAGAAAAGGACAGCAAGCCCAGACCACCAAACCUCAGAGAGCUAUCAGAGGAAGAUAUUUUGUCCCCCUCCUCUACAUCCGAAGAGGAUGACGGUGAAAAGAAACAGACCAAGAGACUGAACAAAAAGAAGAUAAAAAAAAGGCUUUCCAAGUUUUUCAAGAUAAAGGUAGAGAAGGACAAAGAAAAACAGAAAGAGAAGGAAAUACUGAAGGAGAAGGAAAAGGAGAAAGAGGGACCUGGCUCUCAACCUCAGAGGCCUUCCACAUUGCUAUUCGACAAAACAGCUGAGCUCAUACCAAUCAUUGUUUCCCCAAAUCACCCUCCGGCAUUCUAUCAAGAAGUUGCGCAGAAGCUGGAAAAGAUUGCCCAUAGGUCUACCAGUACAAAGAGGCCGAGUCCCACACUCCCACAAGCUCCCUCAGUUGUGGAUGACAAAGAGUUAGUGGUGCAACAGCUUGUUCAAGUGCUGUCUGCCGAGGCAGAUUCUAUCAACAAUAAGAUCCAGUUGGACCCAUUUCUGCGCUCGAGUUUGUCUCGCCUGUCGUAUCCGUCCUUUGCCAGGCUUCUCGACACAGUCAGUAGAACUCAGGUAUCAGACGUCCCUCUCCACCUGCCGACGGCGAGCCCAACUUUACGCCGCAUGGCCGUCUCCAUGGAGGUGUCAAGGCGGAUAGUGACAGCUACUGGUGUCCAUCGCAUGCAAGGGUAUGCAGAGUGCUACAUGGAGACAUUUUCCCCCUGGUUAAAGAGUCAAGGAGGAUGGGAGAAUGUGGUCGAUAUGAAGGAUCCUGUGGAAUACGACUGAAGAUCAUUUUGUAUUUAUUUUUUUACCGUCAGCUGUGCCAUGGAGUGUCUUGAAGACAUUGUUAUGAUCAAGGUUAUUGCUGUGAACGCGUAUUUACUCAUACAUUGGAUUGUUGCUCUGUCAAAGCAAGAAUCCGAUCAAGUUUGAAUGAGACUGUAGAUGGUUGAGGAUUUAUUACAUAUGCUCCUGCUGACAACUUAGCACACAGACUCGCAAGUUUAAAAUUAAACAAACUGUUGGGAAAGUUUUUGGGGUGAGAUCAAAGGUUGAGGGAAUUUUCUCCUUAUGAUGCACACAAACUCUUUGGAACUGCAUCAUUUGGGCAUAACACCUUCAUCAAGAGCAAAAUACUUAAUACUACCUCCAUUGAGUGUGUGGCUUUUUAAAGAGGAUAGUUUCAGUUUUAGGUUCACCCUGUUGUGAUUUCUACAAACACUACCAAAAUUUUCAUUAUUUUGUUUUUUGUGUUGCUUAAUGGAGGUUAGCAAAAAGGCAAAUCCUUGAAAUCAUGCAUUACUGUCCACCAAAGUUUUUGUUGUUUUCUUAUUAUGUUGAACUAGUCUUGAAAAUGUUAAAGAUAUGUGUAAUAAGUUAUUCAAUGUGUAUAUGUUUCUCUUCUAGGAUACAAUUUUAUUAUUACGUUGUUGCUUUGAAUGGUGGUAGAACUUUCAAACUAGUGCAACAAAUUCUGUUGUCCAUUACAAAUGGAAACCUUUUUUUAAUGAAUAUGCUGUUUUUACAGAGUAUGUAUUUAUAAUUACAAUAUUGCAAAGCAGAGGGAUAAGAGAAAAAGAAGCAAAAUAAAAUACACAUACAGUAUAUUUAUUUACAGCCUGAAGAAACAACCAUCUCUUAGAACAUGCAAGGGAUAAUAAUGGAAUCAGCAUCAGCACUGUUGGAGGGGUACAUUAGCGGAAGAUUAUGAUGCAAGGACAGUUUACACAUCAGUCCCAAAAUAUUUGAUGGCUUGAUGAACUUUUUUUUUUUUUUUUUUUAUCAACUUUGUUUUUUGCACUGAAUUUUGUUUUUGGAGAGGACAGGUUAUGAAACAUUUUUUCACUUGAUUAUAUGAAAACACGAUCUUGAUCUGUAAAAAAAAAAUAAAACUGUCCACUGGAAGGUA
Molecule: messenger RNA, 2498 nt
Organism: Phycodurus eques (leafy seadragon)
Lineage: Eukaryota; Metazoa; Chordata; Actinopteri; Syngnathiformes; Syngnathidae
Gene: bcl2l12
Product: BCL2 like 12
Exons: 9
Coding region: 251-1375 (374 amino acids)
Source: RefSeq, a predicted model, not a curated record